AUGAGAAGAAACAUCAACAAUCAAGCAAUUGGGUCUUUGCCAGCAUGUUUGGAGCAAGGAAGAUUUAGAGGAGCGCGAUGUAAACGACGUAUUGUUCAAGUUAAGGAAAAUGUGUCGUCUUAUAUCCGCCUGUUGAUUACACUGGCCAAGUUCCAACGUUAUGUGUGGAUUGAUGCGGCAGCCCGCAGACAGCGUAACCGAGCCAAAUAUGGAAAAAAUCGACUAGAAUUACACUGGCCAAGUUCCAGCGCUAUGUGUGGAUCGAUGCAGCAGCUCGGAGGCAGCAUAAUCGAGCCAAAUAUGGGAAGAAUAGACAAGACCAAACCUCCUGUGGACAACCUUGACAACAUUCCGAAUUAUCCCGCGGGACUCAUGCGCUAUUUGGGAAUAAGCCCAGAGCCAUUAAAGACUCCUUUACCGAAAGAGUUCGUUCAAGAAGAAGAAUCUCAACCAAAAAGAGACCAAGUGUCAAAAGAAUCAGGGAAUUUUCUCACAAAUACUACCACUAACCCAGAACCAUCAAAAACUCUUUUACCGAAAGAGAUCGUUCAAGAAGAAGAAUCUCAACCAAGAAGAGAGCAAGUUUCAAAAGAAGCGGGGAAUCUUCUCACAAAUACUGCUACUAAUAAUGAUAAUGUGACGAAGAAAGAAGAGACCUCAUUAAAAAGAAAGAAGAAUGCAGAUCGAAACAAGAAAGUAAUAAAGAAGGAACCUCGUCAAGAUAUCGAGCAAAGUCGGAAGCCUGUCAAGAAUAGCUCCAGCGAAAUUCUAUUGGUUACUAGUACAUUCAUAAAGAAUUAA
Strongylus vulgaris is the source of this 801-nucleotide messenger RNA. The record is from the annotation of a GenBank genome assembly. NCBI's taxonomy places the organism in Eukaryota, Metazoa, Nematoda, Chromadorea, Rhabditida, Strongylidae.